AUGUUUGCUUCCACGUCAAACCAAACGAUGAUGAUUCGCGCCAACAAGACGGCUGCUCGAUCAUCAUCAUCAUCGUCCAGCAGUCGGAUUCAAAAUAAAGUAACGUUUAGAAAAAGACAACAACUUAGCAAGAACAACGCAACGUCAUCAGAGUUUAGCAGUCGCGUUAUCGAUUCGUCUUUUCAUUUAAAACGCGAGAAAGAAGCUUCGGUGGCGGCGACGACGACGACGACGACGAAAGCGUCCAACAACAACAACAACAAGAGACAAAAUGUCAUCGCCAAAGCGGGCGGUGGCUCGAUCGCUGAAGAUACUUCUGGUAUUCCAGAAUCCGAAAGAUUCGACAUGAGCGAAGGUACGAACAAGAAAAGAUGGGGCAUGGUGUUCGCUUUGUUCGUCGCGUUCGUGUUGUGCAACUUGGAUAAGGUCAACAUGUCCGUCGCUAUCGUCCCGAUGGCAAAAUCUUUCGGCUGGACGGCUACCCAAAAAGGUCUCGUCGCCUCCGCGUUCUUUUGGGGCUACGCGUUCACUCAAAUUCCGGGUGGAUGGCUCUCAUCCAAGUAUGGCGGUAAAGCCGUCUUGUUCUAUGGCGUCAUUUUGUGGUCUCUUGGUACGUUGAUUGCCCCGUGGUGCGCCACGUUAGGGAUGGCUCCUUUGCUCGCGUCCAGGUUUCUCGUCGGUUUGGGCGAAGGCGUCGCGCCGUCCGCCGCGACUGGCAUCUUGGCGAAGACCAUCCCGCCGUCGCAGCGCUCUAAAGCCGUAACUGCUACCUUCGGUGGUUUGGACGUUGGAUCUUUACUUGGUUUGCUCAUUGCGCCGCCGAUCAUUUUGUUCCUCGGCGGCUGGCAAGCGGUUUUCUACCUCUUCGGCUUUCUCGGCUUCGCCUGGGGUGCCUGGUGGUGGCUUGGCUUCGCCAACGACAAAUCCGUCGAUAUGAAGGAAACAGCGGCAGAAACCGCGAAGGCUGCCGGUGGAUUGAACAUCCCAUGGGGUAAGUUUGCUAAAUCCAAAGAGUUUUGGGCUUUGAUGGUUGCGCACUUCACGUGGAACUACUUCUCCUACGGUUUGUUGGCCUGGUUACCGAGUUUCCUUUCCUCCGCGCUGAACGUUUCCCUCGCGAAAUCGUCCUUCCUUAGUAUCUUGCCGUACCUUUCUACCGUUGCGGUCACGACUUUGGUUGCCCCGAUCACGGACUCCUUGGAAAACAAAAAUGGUUUUUCCAGAACGGACGUGCGUAAGUUGUCGCAAACGCUUUGCUUUGGCGGUGGUGCGGUUGCGUUGUCCACCGUCGGUUUCAUCGUUUCCAAAACUCCGGCCGCAGCUGUAACGAACACGACUAUUGUUAUGGUUAUGUCUGCUCUCGCCUUCUGCUUUGGUAUGGGCGCCUGGGUCAGAACCGGUUUGUUCUGCGGCCACCAAGAUUUGAGCCCGAAGUAUGCCUCGAUUAUGUUGGGCGUUACUAACACUGCCGCUGCUAUUGGCUCCUUGUUGUCCACCUUUUUCAUUGGAUACUUCAUGGAACUCACCAACGGUUCCUGGGCUUGGUCGCUCUUCUACCCGAUUGCGAUUUUACAAGUUGCAUCGGCCUUGAUCUUCUCGGCGUUGUGGAAGUCUACUCCGAUUGAUUUUGAUGCGUAA
This is a messenger RNA of Bathycoccus prasinos, 1638 nucleotides long. RefSeq lists its product with no specific name. Gene Ontology annotation, molecular function: transmembrane transporter activity. NCBI's taxonomy places the organism in Eukaryota, Viridiplantae, Chlorophyta, Mamiellophyceae, Mamiellales, Bathycoccaceae. The record is from RefSeq and is a predicted model, not a curated record. Bases 1 to 1638 code for a protein of 545 amino acids. The transcript has a single exon. Gene Ontology annotation, biological process: transmembrane transport.